Paramuricea clavata is the source of this 12209-nucleotide messenger RNA. The record is from the annotation of a GenBank genome assembly. Lineage: Eukaryota; Metazoa; Cnidaria; Anthozoa; Malacalcyonacea; Plexauridae.
AUGUUGCUGGUAAAGACGAAGCCGAAGUCAACAGGAAACAUCCAACUUGCGAGGAAAUUAAGCGAGCACAUGGUUGAUGUUGCUGGUAAAGACGAAGCCGAAGUCAACAGGAAACAUUCAACUUGCGAGGAAUGUCAGAACCGCAAAGACGAAAUUACAGAAAUAAAAGCGAUUAUAAACGAAAUUAAAACUAACCAAAACGAAGACCGAGAAAAAUCAAUUAUAAAAGUGAUAGAAUCGGAUGAAAGGAUAAAAUCCUUGCACGAGGAAAACUCCAAAAUGACGGAAGAGAUCAAAUGUCUUAAAGCUACAAUAUCCGAACUUGUCACUGACAAUGAGAACAUAAAAAAUAUUCUCGACGUCAAGCAGAAUGAAUGGCUGAAAAUAGCGGAAAACCCGAAUCCAUCGAAAUGUAGUAAAACUGCAACAACGCCGCCUACAACCUCAGUACAAAACCAGUUUGAACUGCUCAAUGAUGAAAAUUGUGAGAGCGGAAUAUCAUCGCCUGAAUUAGACUCAAAUGAGCAAACGAACACGUACGCAAAUGGCCAGAUUCAUGAAUAUAGAUCAAAGGCACAAUCGAAGUUUGAAAACCGAAAGAACCAAACUCAUGCGCAGCAGAAGGAAAAGAAGAACCAUGUCCAUGCAAAGAAGACCGGAUCCGAAAAAGGAAAAGAAAUUAAAAAAGUCCUGGUAAUCGGCGACUCGAUGGUGAAACACAUCGAUCGGGUGAAAAUUGAGCGAGUUGCAGGUUGCCAAUCAGUCGUCCACUCUUACAGCGGCGCAAGAGUGGAACAAAUCAGUUCAAAAAUUAAAGAAUAUUGGUCAGAAGGGGAGCAGUAUGACACAGUUCUCCUUCACGUGGGCACCAAUAACCUCGCUUCUGAAGAGCCAGAAGAAGUGGCAUCUAAGAUGGAUGGGCUUAUCAAAGACCUCAAAGAUCACGCCAAGAAAAUUGCCAUCUCAAGUGUAAUUAAAAGGUAUGAUAACCGAGUUCCGGCUAGCAAGAUAACUUGUUUUAAUAUCCUUGUUAAAAACUUAUGCAUGAAACAUAAUACCACAUUUUUAGAUAAUGACCACAUUGACAGGUCGUUACUAAAUCGCUCUAAUUUGCACUUAAACCAACAAGGUGAUAGGGUGCUAGGGAGCGUUUUCUGUACAUAUCUGAAAUCGUUUAGAGUAGGUAAUAACAGGCAGUUUUUUCACCAAGCUCAUGGACAUCGGAACAGAGAAUGGACAAUGUACUUGAAAUAUGUGAAUCAAAUAAUGAAGAUAGAAGUCCUAUUUCCGUAAACAAUGUGAGUAGCGAUUUUUUCACUAGCCUUAAUUCCAUUCCCAAUGAAAGAGGUUUUAAAAUGGCUUUUCUUAACAUUGUUAGUUUGCCAAAAAAUAUUGAUGAAAUAAGGUAUUCAAUGUCAAACAAAUUCAUUGAUCUUAUUGCUUUCAAUGAGACUCGUCUUGACUCAAGUAUAACUGAUGGUAUGAUUCACCUUAAUGAUUAUGAUAUUAUUAGAAAAGACAGAUCAAGAAAUGGAGGUGGAGUUUGUAUCUACUUGCGUAGCUCCAUCAACUAUAUUAUAAGACAAGAUCUAAUUCCCUCUGAAUUGGAGGCUGUCUGUGUAGAAAUUAUUAAGCCACUCAGUCGACCAUUUCUUGUUACAACCAUUUAUAGACCACCCAAUGCAUCAUCUGAAUUCUUUGAUCAUUUUGAAAAAUUAAUUAAAGCCAUUGAUGAUGAAAAUAAAGAAAUGUAUAUUCUGGGUGAUCUAAACUGUGAUAUGCUUAAAACAGACAAAGAUUCGAAUUCUCCAACAGAGAAAAUCAAAACAUUGUAUGAGUUGUAUCAAUUGUUACAAUUGAUUGAUGAAGCUACCAGAGUAACUAUGACAACCUCUAGUCUUAUUGAUAAUAUAGUCACCAAUACACCAGAGAAAAUUUCUGACUCUGGUGUUAUCCAUACUGGAUUAAGUGACCAUAGUUUGGUAUUUGCAAUAAGGAAAAUUUCUGUUGUUAAAAAACAAGAGAAGAAAGUUGAGAUAAGAAAUAUGAAAAAAUUUGAUCAUCAAAAAUUUGUUGAGGAUCUGAGGCAACAACCCUGGGAAAAUGUAUACUUCUUCGCUGAAGAUCCCAACGCUAUGUGGGAAAUUUGGAAGAAAUUAUUUUUAGAGGUCUUGGAUAACCAUGCACCACUUCAACAUAAAAAGAUUAGAACAAAAAAAGUUCCUUGGAUUACAAGUGCUAUAAAGCAACUUAUAAUCACAAGGGACAGAUUAAAAAGAAAGGCCAUUAUUACAAACCUAGAGAUAGACUGGUUAAAUUACAAAACAACGAGAAACAAAGUUAAUAUUCAGCUAAGAAAUGCUAAAAAAAAAUAUUACUCCACUAAAAUUUCUGAUAAAAAAUGCAACCCUAAAGAGGCUUGGAAAACUAUAAACGAUAUACUAGGUAGGCAAAGCAAACCAACAGUAGUAAAUGAGUUAAAAUUAGGUGAAAAUAGUUUGGCAAAUACCAAAGAUAUUGCGGAGGGCUUUAAUAAUUAUUUUUCAAAUAUUGGCCCUGAUCUAGCUAGCAAAAUUGAUACUCCAAAUUUGAACUUUCAAACAUAUAUUGAAAAGACUAAAUCAGAAUUCAGUGCAUUCCAGCCAGUCACUGUCAGCAAUGUCUACCAUGUUUUACAUGGUCUUUCUGGCAACAAAGCCACUGGCAUUGAUAAGAUCUCCAGUAAAAUUAUUAAAAUAGCUGCACCUGCUAUUUCAGAUUCACUCACAUAUAUUUUCAAUCAAGCUAUUAUCCUAUCCAUUUUCCCUCACGAAUGGAAAACGGCUAGAGUAAUACCUCUCUAUAAAAAUGGCCAACGAAACCUCCCAGGAAAUUACAGACCAAUUUCAGUUCUGCCUGUCAGCAAAAUUAUGGAACGAAUUCUGUACGAUCAGCUAUACAAUUAUUUAACCAAAUUUGAACUUCUGAGUGACUGUCAAUUCGGUUUUCGUAAAUUUCACUCUACAGCUACAGCAUUACUUGACUGUACAAAUGAUUGGUAUAUGAAUUUAGACCGCAAAAUGUUUAACCUGGUAGUCUUAAUUGACUUAAAAAAAAGCAUUUGAUACUGUCGACCAUCAAAUAUUAUUGAAAAAAUUAGAGCUUUAUGGAAUAAAAGGACAAGCUCUGUCUUUUCUAGAAUCAUAUCUCUCAAAUAGAAACCAAAAAUGCCAAAUACAAGGAUCUGUUUCAUCAGAGAAAUUGAUCAAAUGUGGCGUACCACAAGGCUCUAUUUUAGGGCCCCUAUUUUACAUUAACGAUUUGCCUCAAUGCCUGGAUAAAACAAAACCUCGGUUGUUUGCUGACGAUACGAACCUGACAGUUUCUGGAAACUCUAUUACUGAUCUUGAAACUGCAGUGAAUUCUGAUUUGGAAAAACUUAGGAAAUGGCUAAUUGCCAAUAAACUUAGUCUAAAUGUUGCUAAGACUGAGUUUAUGUUAAUUGGUUCAAAACAAAUGAUAAAAAAUAUUUCAAAUUUGCAACUAAAUGUGAAAAUUGAGAACGAGUCAAUUAAACAAGUUUAUGAAUCCAAAACUCUUGGAGUGACAAUUGACCAGCCUUUAUCUUGGAAAACUAACACUGAGAAUAUUUGCAAGAAAAUUACAUCUGGAAUAUCGGCUCUUAGGCGUUUAAAAGAAUUUGCUGAUAAGCAAAAACUUCUUUCUGUAUAUAAUGCUAUUGUUCGCCCAUAUUUUGAUUACUGCUGUGAAGUAUGGGAUGUGUUUGGAGAAACGCGAUCAAAAAGACUCCAAAAACUACAAAACAGAGCUGCUCGGAUUAUUUUGAAUAUGAGCAAUGACAUAGAUCACUCUGUUGCAUUGCAAGCAUUGGGUUGGAAGCCACUUAAAGCAGAAAGGAAGAAAAGUAAAGCAAAAAUCAUGUACAAAUUAUUGAAUAAAAUGGGACCCAAAUCACUCAGUAAUCUCUUCACAUAUAAGGGUGAGGUGACAAACUACAAACUUCGGAACAUUUCAAGUAGUCUUUGUUUACCACAACCCGCGUACUAAUAAUAUGAAAAAAAGUUUUGUGUAUGACGGAGCACACCUUUGGAAUUCUAUUCCUAAAGAAAUAAGAGAGAGCAAAUCCUUUUCUUCCUUUCGAAAGAAAAUCACUACUCACAUUGACUGAUAGCUAAUUAACAUAGAUGUUAAUAUUACUUGUAUAUAGAUUACUAUACCUUAGUUUGUUAGUUCAUAUAAUACUAUAUAUCUUAUAUAAUUUUGUAAAUAGUUUUAAAAUUCUUUUCUGUAUAGUUUUCGCACGCCCCUCAUGGAAAUCAGCUUCGGUUGACGGGGUCAGCGUGUUUAAAUAAAGUUUAUCUAUCUAUCUAUCUAUUAAAACGGCAAAAUACAAAAAACUUAUUCAGUUCUAAAGGGUGCUUAAUGAAACUUGUUUUCUGGUUGCUUUUUUGUGCCACAACAUACGGACUAUUCAUUUUACAAGGGUUAGAAUUGAAGACAAAUUUAAAGUUAUAUUUUGUUUAAAUCGCCUAAAAUUUGAUGAAUAAGUCAAACGUUUAUUAAGCUAUACAAACCAUUAAGUAUAAUACUUAUAUAUAUGCAUUUUGGUGAAAUGGGUUUCCAUCAUUUGGAGUAAACUUAAGUUCAUAAAAAUCUCAAAAGGAACACUUUCUGGACAUCUGCAGGUAGGCCUUUACAGAUUCUGCUAGUAAAUUUUUAAAAAGUUGCUACAAAAACUGCUCAAAAGUUUCCAGAAAACUGGAGAGUUGCUCUUAAAUUUCAAAAGGUUUCUGGUAUUUUUCAUACAUGUUUAUAAAAAGCAAACUAAAAACUGAGCAAGCUAGUACAAUUUAUGCUAGGUAAAUAACAAAACAAUUUCAAGGCAAGGUUUGGAAACAAGUAGAUACUGUUAAUGCAUCAUAUUAAAACUAAGUUCAACAUGGGCUGAACAGUGAACAGUCUCCAGAAACGUUUCGUACAUCCUGAUUUCAAGGUACAUGCAUUUGUGCUGAUCAAUUUCUUUUAGUGUUGUUGUAUCGGAGCAUCACUGAGAAUUCAAGAUAGUCUGUAAGUGGGGAAUCUUGCUGGGCGAUGAAUGCAUUGUUCAAUGGACUGAAGACUUUUUCAGCAGAAGCUGAACUCGGUUCUUAACGAAAGGGUAUCGCAAGAUCAUUUACAUUUUAUUGAAUAACUACUGAAAACUUCACACAUUGCUCAUGGGCGCUUAAACAAAUCUUUUUUUCUGAUUGUUUUGUUGUCUUCUCAGAUCUUAAUAUAAUAAUAAUAAUUAGUAAACCCCUUUAACCGGUUUAAUAAACCACUUGGCAGUAAAACUGCAUUACAUGGUUUUUAAAAACAUAGUGGCACUGUCAUUAAAAUUUUUAUUGUCUCAAACAAAAGAACUCCUAAAACUGUGAAGUAACUUAUUUUAGAAAAACUGAAACCAUGUGAUGUCAUUUACCCAAUUAUGUAUAUAAUACAUAUAUAAUGGGGAUAUUAGUAAAUGUUGUAAAUUUUUGAAGGAUUUGUUUAAAAAACAGUAUGCUUAAUGAUGUUGGUUAAAUUAACAAACAUGGUAGUAGUGAAGUAGUUGUAGUUCACUACUGUAGCAAACUACAAUUUUCAAGUAGCCAGUAGUUUUUGACUGCUUUUUUAAAACAGUAGCUGUAGUUAUAAUGAACUGCAUUUUGCCUAAAAGUAGCCAAGUAGUUGAGUACUUUUCAAAAAGCGAAUUGAUAGAAUAGCAUGAUAUUGAGACAUGGUUUGCUUAAAAUCAAUACGAAUGUUGCUUUGUGUUUACUGUUGCUUCUUGUAAGUCGAUUUUUUUUUUAGUCGAUUUUUCUUUUUUUAAAUUAUUGAUUAAAACCAUGUUAAAUACAACUUUAAAAACUCAUUAAUAAUUCAUGAAGAAAACACAAAGAAAAAUCAUAGCAUGUCGUAUCUGUAUAUGGCAUACAGAUUCAUGUUGAUUUGCAUAAUUUGAUUUAUUGGCUUGGACAACGUUUAUUUUUAAAAUUACUUAGCCAAUUAAUUAACUCAUAAGAUGAGUCGUUUUUUAAGCCAUUUACAACAUUCACGUCCGUGUUGUAAAUAGUACGUAUAAUUUUAAAAAUAAAGGUUUUUAUUUGUAUAUAACAUGGUUUUAAUCAAUUAAUUAUUUAAAGUGUGUCGAAAGAGAAAUUUAGACGAUAUGUCUUUGAAAAGCACAAAGUUCAAAGAAACUCUAAAAAUGAAUAAUCUACAUUAUACUAUGUUUUCCAGUGUGCCAUUUAAUUUCUGCUCAGUUGUGGCUUCAUUACUGCAUGCUUGUGCCUGACAACAAAUUGGCAUGUUUUUACGGUUCACGAUUGUCUAUGAAUAUUAUAUUAUUGCUCUGCGCUUUGAGAAACUAAGCCACCAAUAAAAGUGGAUUUUUGUGGACAGUGGAUUCUUGGUUUCUCACUGGAAUGCACAAUUACUUGAUGUUACUGGGAGUAUUGAAGAAAUCUCAAAUCUGCUUCACAACAAACUUCCUUCAAGUUCAUUGUGUCAUCACUCUUCCUUUAAUGUAGGAAGCUAAAUUUAAAUUCCCAGGCAUGUUGAUGUAGCAGCCCAGUAAAAAUGUACACAUGCCUUCCUCCAUCUCCCUAGUACUUCGUAGUCUUUCUCCUUCCCUAGUUUAAUGAGAAUCUUUUGAAUUUCUAAAACAAGAUCAUAUAAUAUUUAAAAUACACCAAGGUACAAUACUCUAAAUGGGUUCUGUAUUUGUAGGUCAUAUUUAUUUUUUCCAAUGUGCCACAAAUAAAAAAAAUGGGUAAAAACUGGUUUCCCUAAUAUUUACCUGGAUGAACACCAGAUGAAUGAUGAGUCCAAUUGUACAACAAAAUAUAGUGUAGGUUCCAUACUUUGCCGAAUGCCCCAUGCUGUCAUAUUGUCCAUCUCCAGCUAAAACAACUUCUUUUCCUUUCAGAGAUUCCAAUAUCUUUUUCUGGUAGGACCGCUAAUAUAGAACAAUGGAAGGAAAUAGAAAUGCCUUUGGUGGUAGUAAUAUGUUACCUCAUUGUACCCUAAGAUCCCCAUGUUCUUGAAAACUCGGAGCACCUACAAAGAGGAUCAUCUUAUGAAUAAAUGUCAACCUUUGCAUUGGAUAUAGAUUGGAGGUUUUAGUUGGUUAACUUGCUGACAGAACCACCUGCAGACAAAAUAGCAAAACUGAGAAGAAUAAUUCCAGUUGGGAACUUUCCAAAAAGAUAGCUGUGGUUUUUCCAAGUAAAAUGUUCUUUGCAGUUAUUGCACCCAGGUAUCAACAAUCAACAUGGUUCCACAACACUUGGUUUUCACCUGGGGGUUAGACUUAAAACAAUAAUGACAAUGUUGAAAAAGCAUCAUUAACUGGGAUAGGAAAAUAAUGUCUUUGGGCUCAUCUCUUUUGUUCCUUCCUUCGUAAAUCCUAGCAAAAUAUAAUAAACAAAAUGUUAAAAACCUAAAUUAUUUGCUGGAUCUGCAAUCACUGACUUUCACAAACAUACUGUUUACAAAUUAGAUCAUCAUCAUCAGCAAUUUUCUCGUAUUCUUUUCUCAGUUGCUCAGACUUCCAUAAUGGAAGCAUUUUUGUUAGGAUCAGUUCUAUAUGCUUCCAUGUCUUCCAUGAGUUCCUCAACAACCUUAUCGAAAUAACGAUAAUUAACAACACAUUAAUUAUAAGAUUUUUUACAUAUACUGUAUGUUUUAUAAUCAGGAAUGCAAACAUAGGUAAAUUUUCUGUCUGUACUCAUAUGUACUAACCUUCACUUUUUACAGCCGGCUUAUCCUAUUUAGUAACAAUGUCCUCCACCAAGUCCUCAGGGAAAUCAUCGAAAACGUCUUCUAAUAUACUGUUCAAUUGGUUUAAUUAAAUCUUGCUCCAACUUUCAUUUUUGUCCACUCGUUGUACAAAAGUUGUUCAGACAAUUUAAUGUUUUUUUCUUUUUCUGCCUUUAGUUCUUUCUCUAAUACUUCCAGUUUAAAUUUAAUUGACAUGCAUUGAGCCUUGCAUUGUUUUGCAACCUUCGCAAUAUCUGUCUGUCCGGCAUCCUUAUUUUGUAUAAGCCUCCUAAAAGCUGAAGCUCUACUGUUUCCAGCAUUUCAACCUCACAUUUGAUGUCUUGCAUUUUUAUUAAUUUUAGUGUAUCUUGCAAGAUAAGAAUCAGUGACAGUGUGAUAAAGAUCAGAACAUCUAAAUAGCCAUUUAUAUAGCCGUAUAAAAAUUGAUAAAAAACCAUUUUAUACCAUUAGCGAAUGCCUUAAUGCGAAAACUCUAUUGUUGAAAUUGAAAAUCAUUAAUGUUGUGGUAAUUAAUUCAACUCUGUAAUUGUAGAAUGUCAAAUGCAUUGGAUUGUUCUUACCAGUAAUAGCAUUUUUCACAUGUCACAAGGAGUACAUUCUUGAGGACUAGCUCAUGUAUCGAUGGUUGUUGAAGCAAUGCUUGUUGUGGCUCACCAUGAACGAGUAUCAGUGGCAGAAAUCUCAGUUGACCACCUCCCACCUUUAUGGAAAAUUGAAUUUUCGGACAUUCUGACCAAAGGAGGCCAAAAACAACCUUUUCAAAUGCAAAUGGGGGGGGGGGGGCUAUGUCAGAAAUUUGAAGGUUUUUCUGAAAAUUUAGGAGGCUUUGCCCCCCUCCCCCCGCCUCUGGAAAAAGUGAAUGUUCGCCACUGACGAGUAUUGCUUCUUUUCACUGUUCAUUUCGUAUGAGAUUGUUCUACUUUCCAAUGCAAGUACUGAUGUGAAAUUCUCCAUCUAUCUAGCCUUACUGGAUGACAAAGCCCAGAAGAAAGUGAAUGGUCCAAGAUCUAGCGCUCAGAAGAAACAUUGGAAAUUGAUUCUAAAGUUCAAAUUACAACUGUAGUGUGAUUUGCAUGUGCAUUGUGCAUACAACACAUAUGACACAUCAAUGCAAGAAUGAUCAACCGUAGUUAUGAAACAGUGAUAAGGCAAUCGGAAGCACUGAUUCCAGAUAAGUGGCCUACAGGGAAUGUAUGCCUCUUGGUCAGAAGGGAAAAAAAGCAAUAACAGCUAUUUGUCAAGGUUUUGUGUGCUUUCCCGAAGAUAUUUCAAAAUAUAUGUUACAGUUUAUAAAUAUUAGGCUGUUAGCAAUAUGGAAAAUUUAGACCAGGAAUAUGAAAGUCCACAGUACCAGCCAGAAUUUUUCAUAUUUUGUGAUCCCCGCUUUUUCACUGGGUGGAAUUGCUUGGAGGAAGGGAAGUAAGAACAAAUUUUGGUAAUGUGAUUGGUUAGAUUAACCGCGUCUUAUUUUUUCACAGCAAUUUCUUUUUGCUGACCAAUCAUACCAUUGAAUGUAGUUUUUGCUUAAAGGGCACCUUUCGAGAGCCCCUUGUUAACAUUCCAGGACUACACCCACUGGUGAAAAGGGGGAGAUAUCCAAUAAAUUUCUAGCACUAAAGAAUGUUUCUCGUGCAACUGCUGAAAAUGUAACCCAGUUGAUUGAGAAGACUCUGAAGGGGUAUGUCUCAUGGAAGCAAACCUCUGCAAUACGAUGGUUGGUUUUGGGGCAGAUGGAGCAGGGUUUAAAUGCAGUUAAAUGCAAUUUAACUAAGUUAACAACAAAGAGCGCAGUUAGUGUGUUAGUUAUAGUAUGGUCAGUGAUUUCUGGCAUACCAGCAUGCGCAUGGCGAUAGUAGGUCAGCAGCUGUUAGUGUUUGAGCAUGCGCAAACAACAGGCACGCAUUGUUCGGAAAUCCUUCUAGGCUUGGGUGCUUAUUAUCGGAAAGUUCGUAUUUUUUAUUCAUUUAUUCGGUUUUGCAGGUGUUUUUUUCUGGGUCGAUUGAGUGUAGUUCAAAGAGUAUUGUUAGUGUUAGUAUUGAGUGUUGUUGGUGUCUCGUGGGAACGGGAUUCUCGAGAGUUAUCAAAGGAAAGUAUGGCUCGUCGAUCGACAAACAACAGCAUGUCUGCCAUGAUGGCGGUUGUAGAUGAAAAUUCCAUCGCACAAGAAAGCUCGCCGACAUCGAUUUCCGAGCCUAGUCAGCCUGUAUCGAGUCAAAAUUCGUCGUCGACAACUGGGGACUUGCCACAGGAUAAUCCAGCCUUAACCCAGGCGUUUUCCCGACCAUUAGAGGAAUCUUUGCCUGGCAUUUUCGCAGUGGUGAGGGCACAAGUUGGCGGGAGUCCAAGUUCAUCCGCACAUGGUCUUGUCAGUGCAGCAACAAAUCUUGGCGCAUCGCCUUCAACAUCGUACAACCUCUCAGGGCCUCCUACAUCUACAGGUAACCUUACUGUACCGUCAUUUAUAUCUACAUAUUGCACGUUAGACAACGCACAGCCACAUGUUGCGGCUUCUACCCCUUCAUUUGUGUCUCAGCCACUGCAUCGUGAUGGUCUAGUUAGGCCCUCUUGGACGGGGGGUGGCGACAGCACAUCCUUAGAUUGUCUGCCCUCCAGUUUGGCCUUACCAACAGGGAGUCUUUUACCUUCUACGAGCGGGUAUCCAGGCCUAGCAAAGGCGUUUGUGGUUGGUCCAGGGUAUGCACCAGUUCCCAACAAAUUGGUAAUAAAAAUUACAACAGGCAUGUUUAUUGAACUAGCCGAUUUGUUAGCUGAGAACAUUAAAGCCCAAGAAAUUGAACCCCAGGCUUUCCUAGAGGGAAGAUUGCUAGUGUCCAAUUCUAAAAAGCGGGUGGUGGAAGUAACCGACAUUUUGUCCUGGAUAGAAGCUUUCACCAUUUACUCCUUGAUUCUGUGCCAGUCUUACCCAGCGAGAUGGACAGAUUUGAGUCAGUACAAGUUGCUGAUUAUUCAGACAGCAAAACGUUUUCCUGGUCUUGCAUGGCUGCAUUAUGAUGGGGCAUUCCGGAAGGAAGCAGCAGCUACUGGUCUUACCGACUGGUCUCAAAUGAACCUAGACCUAUAUAACUUUCAUACCAGAGCUGUUUGCAUAGAAUCGACCACAACCCCACAACCAACCCCACUUUGCCAAUCCUCAACAGAGACCUCAGGGCCAUCAGUGAAGGGUCAGAACCGUCAGAGGGCAUCUCGGUUUUGCCAUUCAUGGAAUGAUCAUGGCCACUGCAGGUGUCCAUACGGGCAGUGUAGAUUUCUCCACAAAUGCGAAUCCUGCAGUGGAGACCACCCAUCAGUCAAAUGUCCAUACCGGGGGGGUGGCAGUGCCAGCAGAGAGCGUUCCCCUUCCCCUUUUGUCAAUAAAAGACGUCGUUAAGCAUGGAAGUCCCAUGUGUCCCAUUGUAAAUAGUACUUUAUUGUGUGGGUUACAAACAUUAGUACCACCUUGUUCUGUUCCAGUUAAUAAGUUUUGUUUUUCAGCUUCUGACUGUACUUUGCAGCAUGGACUGCCAAAAGCGGUUGGCCAUGAGCCAGGCGCUAACAUACUGGGUGUAUUUACAGGUUUAAAACCAGUAGCGGAAGUAUCCCCAAUCCAAGUGGAUAAACUUCAGCUUGAACUACGCAACCACCCGAACCAGGGUAAAGUAGCAUAUGUGUUAAAUGGCCUGAAGGAAGGCUUCCACUUGGGCUUCGAACCGUCCACUACCUCACUAAUAUCAGCAUCUCGGAACUUACAAUCAGCAUCCCUCCAUCCAUCAGUUAUUGACAAAUAUUUACAAACGGAAGUAGGAAAUGGACGAGUUGCAGGACCUUUUUCCUCUCCCCCUUUGUCAAACCUGCAUAUAAGUGGUUUCGGAGUGAUUCCCAAACGCAAUCAGGAAGGUAAAUGGCGUUUGAUACUGGAUUUGUCCAGUCCAACAGGUAACAGUGUUAAUGAUGGAAUUCCAAAGGACAAAUUCUCGGUUCAGUACAUGCAUGUGGAUGAUAUCAUAAAUGCUGUCAUGGAAUUGGGAAGGGGGGCAUUGAUAGCAAAAUUUGACAUCCAAAAUGCUUAUCGCAUUGUCCCGAUACACCCAGAUGACCGUCACCUCUUGGGCAUGCAAUGGCGAGAUCAGUUCUAUGUGGAUAUGACUCUCCCUUUUGGUCUUCGGUCAGCACCAUACAUUUUCACGUCCAUUGCGGAUCUCGUGGAGUGGAGUCUAAAACAAAACCAUGGAGUGGGGUUUCUAGAACACUACUUGGAUGACUUCCAUACAUUGGGUCCCCCAAACUCAGUGAUAUGUCAGCGGAACUUGGACACAUGUAUUCAGUUAUGCAAGGAAUGGGGUAUACCUCUUCAUCCAGAUAAACUUGAGGGCCAUCUAUGUGCAUUACAGUAUUGGGGAUCGAAUUAG